Molecule: messenger RNA, 1338 nt
Organism: Daldinia vernicosa
Lineage: Eukaryota; Fungi; Ascomycota; Sordariomycetes; Xylariales; Hypoxylaceae
Exons: 3
Coding region: 1-1338 (445 amino acids)
Source: RefSeq, a predicted model, not a curated record
AUGGUGCCAGUAUAUAGCGGUCUCGCACUAUCAUGGACCGAGCGUCUCCAAUCCGGUCGGAGAUUUGGAAAAUAUGAUUUUGGACGCUUUGAGCGUCUAGAGGGCUCGUCUCAUUACCUUGGUAAAGGGAAAAUUGGAGAUGUGGAAGUUGCGUGCAAGUUUCUAUUCAGAGAGUCGCGAUGGGGUGUUUUAACCCCGGAAAAGAAUCCGGGUGGCAUAAUCUACCUGGACUUGAGCUUUACUGAGCCGCUAGACUGUCGCCUUAAAAACGCAAUUGUCUCACUGACCUUGGACGAAGAAGACGAAGACCUACAACGUUAUGGUAAUUCAUCGGCCAAAAUCACUGUUCAUAUAAUUGAGCAUGGCCCGAAGAACCUUUACGGAGAGCUGGAUUCAGCUUCCAAGAUCACGAAACACUCUUUUAAUCCUCACGUGGAAGUCGGUGGUAUUUUUGGAGCUGGUGGUGUCGGGCGAGAUUCGAUGAAGCAAUAUAUACACCGGAGCCAAUGGAAGUUCUCAAGUUCGUCGACGCCUAACAAAUUGGCAAGACCGACGAUUCUCGAAUGGCGUCUUCUUGAAAGCAAUCUAGAUAGUCAGCUAAGAUACGACAAUACGUUUCAUACGGCAUUCGCAUUCGAGCAUGAUGGGGUGACGCACGCAUUUAAAAAAUUCAAGUUUCCCGUCAAGCCUCAGUUCGCGACGACGAUGGUAGAUUUUGGUGGUAGAAAGAACCUCUUCCAAUAUCCCCUUGAUGAACUGGCUAAAAAUAUACCUUCCGAAAUGGACAAAAAGAACGCAAAACUCGUUCAAGUUCCCAAGAAUUCUUCGGGCGCCAACUUGUCUUACGAGAUCUUGGAGGCAGCAGAGCCAGGCGACGAACAAGAGGAUAACCAAUUCAACUACGAUCUACCGCCCAUUACAUGCAGCUUGGGUUCUUCAGAGUCUGUAGAAUUACAGGAUCUUAAAAGAGUCUCAUCGGCGUUACUUUCUCUAAGAGAGCCUAUAACAAGACAAUCUACAUCAGCCCCUAAAUUAGAAAUACCAUCGCCGGCCAUGGACCAACACUCAGAAUCUACAAGCCGAGAACCGUCGUCUCUCAAUGGCAGAGUCAAAACAUCAGCCAACCUAGACAACCCCCCGGGCCAGAAACAUGAUGAAGUGGACCGAAGCAUAACUGUAAUCAAGUCGCAUACAAGCCACGAGGAGUUCGAAAAGCUUAUUAGAGAUACCGCACUACCGAAAGUAUCCCAGCUAAUAAUUCUAUGGAUUCUUACUAUUGGGCUAAGGUUGUCUCCCUCUGCAAGGAAGGACGUUCAAACAAGUGGAGAGAAGAGUUAA